Molecule: messenger RNA, 1675 nt
Organism: Capsicum annuum
Lineage: Eukaryota; Viridiplantae; Streptophyta; Magnoliopsida; Solanales; Solanaceae
Product: protein RETICULATA-RELATED 1, chloroplastic
Exons: 7
Coding region: 142-1293 (383 amino acids)
Biological process (GO): plant organ development
Cellular component (GO): chloroplast inner membrane
Source: RefSeq, a predicted model, not a curated record
AUACAAAAUAUUGAAAUUCCGGAUUUAUAUCGAAAAUUUUCUUCAAAUUAUCGGAAUCUGUGUUUGUUUUCUCGUACGUUGUUGGUACCUCGUACUCAGUAUAAAAAUUCAGUAAGUGAGCUUUGGUCAUUUCAUGUUACAAUGGCACUGCUGCUUCAACUUCAACCAUCACUUUCCAACAUAUCUAAUCUUUCGAUUUCUCCAAAUGUAUCCAAUCCAAACAAAUCCUUAAACCUGUCAAAAACCUCAUUAAUUUUCGCGAACAGUACUCCUCAUAGGACUUUCAGAACAAUCAAAUGUACUGGACAAGAAUCCAUUAUUCAUACAGAUAACGGCAAAGGAGGUAACGGCGGUGAUCACGGCGGCGGCGGUGGUGGUGGUGGUGGUGGUGGUGGUGAUGAUAAUUCUGAUGGUGAUGAGGAAGAGUUUGGAGCAGUAGUGAAGUAUGAUGAAGUGGUUAAAGAGGCUGAAAAGUUAGGUGUGGAUUUGCCUAAUGAUAUGUUGGAAGCUGCUAAGACUAAUGGGUUGAGGAGAUUGAUAUUGACUCGUUAUUUGGAUAUGCAGGGUUCAGCUUGGCUGCUGGGAUUUUUGGUGAGACAUUGCUCAAUGCUGAGAAAUCGAAUGCUUGCUGAUCCGUCGUUUUUGUUUAAAGUCGGAACAGAGAUUGUCAUCGACUCGUGUUGUGCAACAUUUGCAGAGGUUCAGAAAAGGGGAAAGGAUUUCUGGGCAGAAUUUGAGUUGUACGCGGCUGAUCUUCUAGUUGGAAUUGUUGUUGACAUCGCACUGGUAGGCAUGUUGGCCCCUUAUGUGCGAAUAGGCAAGCAGUCUGUUUCAAACAGCACUUUUGGACGCUUUCGACAUGCUUGUGGAGCUCUUCCCAGCAGUGUUUUCGAAGCUGAGAGGCCAGGGUGUAAAUUUACAUUGCAGCAGCGUAUUUCGACGUAUUUCUACAAGGGAUUUUUGUAUGGCUCAGUUGGAUUUGGGUGCGGCCUCAUUGGCCAGGGCAUCGCAAAUUUGAUAAUGACUGCUAAGAGGAGCAUCAAGAAGUCAGAAGAGGACAUACCUGUCCCUCCUUUAAUAAAAAGUGCUGCACUCUGGGGAUUCUUUCUGGCAGUCUCUUCGAAUACUCGAUACCAAAUUAUAAACGGAUUAGAGCGCUUAGUUGAAGCGUCGCCCGUGGCAAAACGCGUCCCCCCUGUCGCCCUGGCCUUCACCGUGGGUGUACGAUUUGCUAACAAUAUUUAUGGUGGUAUGCAGUUUGUGGAAUGGGCUAAGCUCAGUGGUGUGCAAUAAGAAAUGUGUUGGCAUGAAUAAGAACUCCAAUGCUGUUCAAUCUUAUAGGAGCAUUCAAUUAGAAAAUAGGAGUAGCUCAUUAGACACCCCACCCCCCCCCCCCCCCCACACACGUAAUUCGGACUUUCUAAAAAUACUGCCGCACUUGUGGCGGAUCCUCUAGAAAUAUGCUACUACUCUUGGAAGAUCCGACAUGUACCCGAACAUUUUUGAACACUUAAGCAACAUAGCGCGCGCUAAUGUUAGCCAUUUCUCUUGUUUGAUUGGUGAUGUCAAGGAGUUAUCUUUAACAUUCUUUGAUGAAUUGGUAAAACUGCAUUUUUGCUUAGAUGGCUAAGCAAAUGCCUAAUGCCAUAAGAGUAAGAUAUUGUGUUAUGGUCUA